UUGUCAGGCCAAGCGGUUUGAAGUGAGAGGUUGAGGCAGGGAGGAAGAAGCCACGGCGUCGGCAGCAGCCGGCCGGCGAGCACCCGGCCUGCGGCUCCGUCAGAGCUGCCCGCCGGCAGGGUCUGGCCAGCAGGGCAAGAAGGACAAUUUUGGUGAGAAAAUGUCUGGCCACGAUGACUGGUUUCAGAGUUCUCGGGUCCCUAGCUUUGCCCAGAUGCUGAAAAAGAACUUGGCAGUUCAGCCAUCAGCCCAGACGGUAACCACACCCACAGGAUGUUCCUCGGAAAGUUACAGCUUGUCGAACAUGACAUCCAAGGUUACUCAAGUGACGGGUAAUUUUCCAGAACCAUUGCUCUCCAAAGGUCUUUCAUCUAUUUCAAAUCCUCUCCUUCCUCCAAAAAAAAUACCUAAGGAAUUUAUAAUGAAAUACAAGCAUGGAGAGAUAAAUCCGGUAUCAGCCUUGCACCAGUUUGCGCAAAUGCAGCGGGUUCAGUUUGACCUUAAGGAAACAGUAACAACAGGUAAUGUUAUGGGACCAUAUUUUGCUUUUUGUGCUGUGGUGGAUGGUAUUCAAUACAAGACUGGACUGGGACAAAAUAAAAAGGAGUCUAGAUCCAAUGCAGCAAAAUUAGCUCUUGAUGAGCUUCUACAAUUGGAUGAAACUGAACCAAGAAUUUCAGAAACAUCAGGUCCCCCUCCUAUCCCUGCAGAACCUAUUGUUUCACCUGAACCAGUAUAUGUUUCAAAAGUACAUUAUGGAAGGAAAGUCCUUUAUGAUAAUUUUUUUUUUUUUAAGAAGAUAUUUGAGGAAGGGAGACAUACUCAGUUUGCAAAGAUUUCACAGAUCGUUAAAGAAACAUUUUAUCAACUAAUUUCUAAUCAUUCAGAGUGUCUGAAAUGUAGCAACUCAUUAGCUGCUUUUAUAAUUGAAAGAGCUGGACAGCGCGAAGUUGUAGCUAUAGGCACAGGUGAAUACAAUUAUAGUCAGUGCAUUAAGCCAAACGGAAGAGUGUUGCACGAUACUCAUGCUGUUGUUACGGCAAGGAGAUCUCUCCUUAGGUACUUUUAUAGACAACUUCUACUCUUCUACAGCAAAAAUCCUGCUGUGUUGGAAAAAUCAAUAUUUUGUACAGAACCAGCUUCUAAUCUGCUCACUCUCAAGCAGAAUAUCAACAUUUAUCUCUAUAUGAACCAGUUGCCUAAAGGAUCAGCCCAGAUUAAGUCACAAUUGCGUCUUAAUCCACGUUCUGUGUCUGCAUUUGAAGCCCAUGAAGAGCUGAGUCUCCAUGUGGCUGUUGAAGGCAAAAUUCAUCUGACUGUCUACUGCCCUGCAGAUGUUGUUAAUAGAAUAAGCAGCAUGGCCUCAAGUGACAAACUGAUGAGAUGGGGAGUGCUUGGUGUACAGGGAGCAUUGCUGAGUCAGUUUAUACAGCCAGUUUAUAUCAGCAAUAUACUUGUUGGUGAUGGGAAUUGCAGUGAUACUAGAGGCUUAGAAAUUGCUAUAAAGCAACGUGUUGAUGAUGCACUCACUUCAAAACUUCCAAUGUUUUACUUGGUCAACAGACCUCAUAUUAGUUUAGUACCUUCUGCAUAUCCAUGUCAAACAAACUUGGAAUAUAAAUUCCUGAGUCUGAAUUGGGCACAAGGGGACAUUUCUUUGGAGAUUGUGGAUGGCCUAACUGGGAAGACCACCGAAAGUUCCCCAUUUAAAAGUGGUGUGUCAAUGGCAAGUCGGCUUUGUAAGGCGGCAAUGUUAAGUCGAUUUAACCUGCUUGCCAAAGAAGCUAAAAAAGAAGAUUUACUUGAAGCUAGUACAUAUCAUGCAGCUAAGCAUAUGUCUGGAUCCUAUCAAGAAGCUAAAACUUUGUUGAAAUCCUACUUACAGCAGCAUGGCUAUGGCUCCUGGAUUGUGAAAUCGCCCUGUAUAGAGCAAUUUAGUAUGUGA
Molecule: messenger RNA, 1945 nt
Organism: Delphinapterus leucas (beluga whale)
Lineage: Eukaryota; Metazoa; Chordata; Mammalia; Artiodactyla; Monodontidae
Source: RefSeq, a predicted model, not a curated record